Messenger RNA from Capsella rubella, 525 nucleotides. Its product is annotated as transcription factor PRE4. Gene Ontology annotation, molecular function: protein dimerization activity. The transcript is spliced from 2 exons. The record is from RefSeq and is a predicted model, not a curated record. Gene Ontology annotation, biological process: regulation of DNA-templated transcription; regulation of growth. NCBI's taxonomy places the organism in Eukaryota, Viridiplantae, Streptophyta, Magnoliopsida, Brassicales, Brassicaceae. The coding region runs from base 123 to 401 and encodes 92 amino acids.
UUUCUCUUGCUCUCACUACUCUUUUACUAAAAAAAUUAACAUACUAAAGCCUUAACACUCCCACAAGUUAAGAAACCUUACGAUCCAUCUCUAGCUAUACUUUACCAUAUCAUAUUUGCAUAAUGUCUAGCAGAAAAUCACGGUCAAGACAAACCGGAACUCCCAUGAUCUCCGAAGAACAAAUCAACGAUCUUGUCCUUCAGCUUCAUCGUCUUCUCCCCGAACUUGGUAACAACAGACGCUCUGGAAAGGUAUCAGCAUCGAGGGUAUUACAAGAGACAUGUAGUUACAUAAGGAACUUGAGCAAAGAAGUUGAUGAUCUUAGUGAAAGAUUAUCUCAACUUUUGGAAUCAACUGAUUCAGAUCAAGCUGCACUCAUCCGAAGUUUGCUUAUGCAGUAGAAUUAGUGCAAUACAUUAAGGGUUUAUUUUUAAAAUUUUUAAAAUUUCUUUUCCUUUUUAAAAUGUAUUCUCAGUUUUUAUUAAUUCCUCUUAAUGUAUUUAAAGAUCUUGAUCAUUCUGGCGC